AUGCAAAUAGAUCGACUGAAGCAGCUACAGGAUAUGGCUCGAGAGCGAGGUGUCAUAGUCAAGGUGCACAUGCUCGGUGUAGCAGGGGGAGUAGCGGCGACAGGGGCCGCCGUAGCCACCUCAGCAGCGACAACAAUGGCUGGCGCUGCUGCUGCUGAUGCCAAGGCCAGUCCAGUAUUUGACGAUUCGUCAGCAGCACCGACGGACUAUGACACGAGCAGGCCGAACACCCCACAGGAACAGCGGGUUGGCACUGGGACAGAAGUAGCAGCUUUCCUGGGCGUAUCAUGGAAGGCAUCAGAAGCCAAGGCUGAGGCUGAUAAGCGUCAGUCGAUGGACGAGUUCUAUGCCCAGGCUGGGGAGGUCCAACGUAACCUUGGCCUGGUCAAUAAGAAUCUUGAUCUGUUGGACCAGAAACGGAUAGACGUUAUUAACGCUACAAGCCAACAGCAGGAGCAAGCUAUUCGGGACAGUGUCGAUGAGAUCGUUAGUGAUGUAAACCGGAGUAUGGUGGGGACCAAGAAGAAGAUAGACACUAUGGGAGAGUCCACCAAGGACUUCGAAAGUAAAUUUGCCUCGAAGUGUCACAUUGCAUCGGAACUCCGUAUUCGUAAUGGGAUGGAGCAGGCCGGCCUACGACGGCUGAACGAAUACUUGAAACGCUUUCAAAAACUGCAAUCGGAUUUCAACAGCGACAUUCGGGAGAAAGCACUGCGGCAGCUUGCCAUCGCGGUCCCUGCUGCGACAGAUGCCGAGAGAGAAGCGAUGGUAGAUCAAGGAGUUCAACCCCAGGAGCAGUACUUUCGGUCCAAGCAGGAUAGAAUCACAAAGCUGCAAGGCCUGAGGGACAGAUAUGAGUCGAUUCAACGGCUGGAGCAGUCAAUUCAAGAAGUUAACCAAAUGAUGGUCGAGCUUGCGUUAUUAGUAGAACAGCAAGGGGAAAUGCUCGACUCAAUAGAAUUCAACGUUGUGAAUACUAAGAACAAUGCUGCGCGUACGGAGCGAGCGUUGAUCAAGGGCCGCAAGAGGCAACGUCGUAACCUGUGGAUUAAGCUAUGUAUAUGUGUCUGCUGUGUGGUUUGCAUUCUAGCCCUGGUUCUGGGUCUCCUGUCGUACUUCAAGGUACUAUUCCCGUCCAAUAGUAGAUGAUGGGCCUUUUAAUAUUAUACAUCGUUAAACGGGAGCGGCUACUCACUGGCCUGCGACGGUUACUCCUACCACUGUAUUUGUUUUCGACUAUUAAAACUACUAUACUUCAGCCGCUGGUAUCAUUACAGUCAUGGAUGCUAAGUUGCUUCUUUGGAUAUCUGAGUACCAUAUAUCAUCCAUUCGGCCCGGUUA
This is a messenger RNA of Perkinsus marinus ATCC 50983, 1341 nucleotides long. RefSeq names its product syntaxin, putative. The coding region runs from base 1 to 1149 and encodes 382 amino acids. Gene Ontology annotation, molecular function: SNARE binding; SNAP receptor activity. NCBI's taxonomy places the organism in Eukaryota, Perkinsozoa, Perkinsida, Perkinsidae. The record is from RefSeq and is a predicted model, not a curated record. Gene Ontology annotation, cellular component: SNARE complex; endomembrane system; plasma membrane. Gene Ontology annotation, biological process: exocytosis; intracellular protein transport; vesicle fusion. The transcript is spliced from 13 exons.